AUGGCAGAGCCAUCUCCAAGCUGGUGGAAGCUGACUUUCCUGAGGAGAAAAAAAUCCCAGCCCAAGGUUCUGUAUGAUAUCCCUGCGGAAUUUGUUUCCAACGCCACCACUAGCCAGCACGGGUCCAGCACAGCCACUGGAGCUGCUGGCCACCCUGAGGCCAUGGUGCACGACUCUCAGCUGGACGCCCGACUGGAGAGGAUCGUGGACAAAACAGGCAGCAAAGGCCGUCACGUCAAGGUGUCUCACUCUGGGAGAUUUAAGGAGAAAAAGAAAGUGCGAGCCACUCUGGCGGAGAACGCCGACAUGUUUCCAGGAGGCGACACCACAAGAGAUGAGAACCAGAGGGUUGGGAAGUGA
Messenger RNA from Centropristis striata (black sea bass), 360 nucleotides. It is a transcript of the gene prr15la, whose product is annotated as proline rich 15 like a. NCBI's taxonomy places the organism in Eukaryota, Metazoa, Chordata, Actinopteri, Perciformes, Serranidae. The coding region runs from base 1 to 360 and encodes 119 amino acids. The record is from RefSeq and is a predicted model, not a curated record. The transcript has a single exon.